CAGUAAUCUUGUCUGAAUUUCUCAAUGGUAAUGUUUCAACUUUCGUCACCAUCCACUAAUAUUCAGAAAAAAAAAAUACAAAUUUUGACUAGUAUUCACCAAGGAAAAUUCUGCAACCUCCGCAUCCUAAAAUCUGAAUCUUCAAAACCCUUUUUCGUUCAGAUUCAGAAUCCAGAAUCAUCUGAAAAACAAAAAAUGGAUGAAGAACAAAGCCACGCAUUGUACGCCAUGCAACUGGUGAGCUCCUCUGUUCUUCCGAUGGUUUUAAAGACAGCAACAGAUCUCGGUCUCUUCGACAUCAUAGCAGAAUCUGGACCUGCUUCUUUCCUCUCUGCUUCACAGAUCGCUUCUCGCUUGGCCGUUCAGACACAGCAUCAACCCGAUGCCAGUUCGAUCGAUCGGAUUCUUCGAUGCCUUGCGAGCUAUUCCAUUGUCAGGUGCUCUGUUUCGGUGGAUUACGAUGAUGGCGAGCCUUGUACAGUUUAUGGACUGGGUCCAGUUUCUAAGUACUUCACGAGGAACCGAGAUGAAGGGUCGUUAGCUCCGAUGUUGAACUUGUUUCAGGACAAGGCCGUGAUCGAUAUAUGGUACACCCUUAAAGAUGCUGUUCUUGAAGGAGGGAUUCCAUUCAACAGAGCUCACGGGAUGAACGCUGUGGAGUUUGUGGGAAGAGAUUCAAGAUUCCGGGACGUGUUCCACAGCUCCAUGAGAGAUUUCAAUGGCGUUCUCAUGAAAGAAAUUCUCAGAAAGUACACAGGUUUUGAUGGCGUGAAGUCCUUGGUGGAUGUCGGCGGUGGAAAUGGUUCUAUUCUCAAUAUGAUCAUCUCGAAUCAUCCUCACAUGAAGGGCAUUAACUUUGAUUUGCCCUCAGCUAUUAACUCGGCUCCGAGUUAUCCAGGCAUCGAGCAUGUUUCUGGUGACAUGUUUGCAAGCAUCCCGGACGGAGAAGCAGUUUUCAUGAAGUGGAUUCUCCAUUCUUGGAACGAUGAACAAUGCGUAGACAUACUCCGCAACUGUUACCAGUCGUUGCCGCCUCAAAAGGGUAAGGUGAUUGUUGUAGAUAUGGUGGUUCCAGACAUGACACAAGAAGACAGAACAGAACAGAGAAGCAUGUUUCAGUUCGAGCUCUUCUUGUUCAACAUGAAUCCAUCAGGAAAAGAAAGAACAAAACUACAGUUCGAAAGCUUAGCUAAAUCCGCAGGCUUUUCUCAUGUCCAAGUUUCAUGUUCAGCUUUCUGUUUUUCGGUUAUGGAGUUUCACAAGAAAGCGUGACUCCGAAUACAGAACAUUAUGAA
Messenger RNA from Tarenaya hassleriana, 1295 nucleotides. RefSeq names its product caffeic acid 3-O-methyltransferase 1. Gene Ontology annotation, molecular function: protein dimerization activity; S-adenosylmethionine-dependent methyltransferase activity; O-methyltransferase activity. Lineage: Eukaryota; Viridiplantae; Streptophyta; Magnoliopsida; Brassicales; Cleomaceae. The record is from RefSeq and is a predicted model, not a curated record. Gene Ontology annotation, biological process: methylation. The coding region runs from base 25 to 1272 and encodes 415 amino acids. The transcript is spliced from 4 exons.